Lampris incognitus (smalleye Pacific opah) is the source of this 4718-nucleotide messenger RNA. It is a transcript of the gene dnajc5gb, whose product is annotated as DnaJ (Hsp40) homolog, subfamily C, member 5 gamma b. The record is from RefSeq and is a predicted model, not a curated record. The coding region runs from base 1167 to 1808 and encodes 213 amino acids. NCBI's taxonomy places the organism in Eukaryota, Metazoa, Chordata, Actinopteri, Lampriformes, Lampridae. The transcript is spliced from 5 exons.
CUCAACUUUUCCCUCGAGCCGAGUGCCUCAGCAGCGAGACGGCGCUGCGGCUAGAAGACGCGCGACGGGAGAUGAGACGACCUGCGGACGAGUUCCGGAUUCUGUAACUUCCUGCGAGGAGCCGCCACCGGAUACGUUCAUUUACACGCCUUUACCAGGAAUGUAAGGUCUGAAUGUAACGUCUGACGUGCGACGCGUUUACCCAGCUUAUGUGACGGCGUAAGCUAGGCAGUCCGUCGAGCUCUCCGACUUUAUUUACGGAGCACGUUAAAGUGCAACGCGUGGUUUCUCACAUUCGGUGAAAGUGCCCUGGUUAAAAACCCCGACUUAGGGAAAGAGGAAGGAGCUAACGGACCAACGCGUGUAUUUGCCUUUGUUAAGAGUGGACGAUCUAACACUCGACUGAGAAUCUAACGCCUUCAGAAAUGAAGUGAAAUCAAACGGCUUACUGAGCACACUGAGAGCUGUCUGUUGACAAUGUAACGUGCACUUCUGAGAUGUGGACUUCCUUCUCCCGCGACGUUACUUAGACGCGUUACAUUCCAGUUACACUGGAGACGAGUAGAUUGAUAACGUGUAACGAGCAGAGACACUCCCCUUAAAUGAUGUGACGCUUUUAAUGAGUCUCUUGUAGGACAACGGACGAAGUGGUCUUAAUUUGAUUUUAGAGAACUCGUGUUUCUUCCUGUCUGUCCGAUUCUCGCCCACUUGUUCCAUCUCCUUGGUCGUGAUUGUCUUAAGGUGAUGUGUCUCUGAGGAGAUUGUCUUAAGGUGAUGUGCCUCUGAGGAGAUUGUCUUAAGGUGAUGUGUCUCCGAGGAGAUUGUCUUAAGGUGAUGUGUCUCUGAGGAGAUUGUCUUAAGGUGAUGUGUCUCUGAGGAGAUUGUCUUAAGGUGAUGUGCCUCUGAGGAGAUUGUCUUAAGGUGAUGUGUCUCCGAGGAGAUUGUCUUAAGGUGAUGUGUCUCUGAGGAGAUUGUCUUAAGGUGAUGUGCCUCCGAGGAGAUUGUCUUAAGGUGAUGUGUCUCCGAGGAGGUUGUCUUAAGGUGAUGUGUCUCUGAGGAGAUUGUCUUAAGGUGAUGUGUCUCUGAGGAGAUUGUCUUAAGGUGAUGUGCCUCUGAGGAGAUUGAUUACAUUGCUGUGUUUUAUUGCCACAGAAAUCCUCUAAAACAUGGAGGAACCGACCAGACCUCAGCGUAAGAUGUCCACGGCAGGAGACAGUCUGUACAAGAUUUUAGGUUUGGAGAAAGGAGUGUCUCCUGAUGAAAUUAAAAAAGCCUACAGGAAACUGGCCUUGAGGUAUCACCCCGAUAAGAAUCCGGAUAAUCAGGAAUCUGCUGAAAAGUUCAAAGAGAUCAACAACGCCAACGCCAUCCUCAGUGAUGAGAACAAGAGGAAGAUCUAUGACGAGUACGGCUCCAUGGGCCUCUACGUGGCCGAGCAGUUCGGGGACGAGAGCGUCAAAUACUACUUCCUGAUGUCCAAGUGCUGGUUCAAGGCGCUGGUGGUGUGCUGUAGCAUCUUCACCUGCUGCUGCUGUUUCUGCUGCUGCUGUUUCUGCUGUGGCCGCUGUAAAGCCACCGAAGGCGAGGAGUUCGUCUACAUGAACCCCGAAGACCUGGAGGAACAGAUCCGAUCAGAGCAGGACGAAGGGGACACUGUAGUAAAUGUUCAGCCAGGUCCAAGCAGUCCUGCAGACUGUCCAGGUGAGAAUGCACCCAUCAUUGGCCAGCCCCACGCGGCCAACGGCACCUCGGCAGCGGCGGCCGAAGACCCCGCCGAGCAAAGCCUCAGCCUGUCCACGGAGGAGUGAGCGGGAGUCCUGUACCGCUCACAGCCUUUAUCAGCACCGUGCCCGGUUUUCCCUCACGUUUUUCCAAGCACAAACCUCAACGUGAUCGUGCCCCCCCCCGCCCCCCCCCCCCACUGCAGUGGGCACAUAGAGAACACGGCCGACAUCUGUGGCCGUCUGUUUACAGGGAUCGGGCAGCAUUUUGACUGUGUUGUCUUUUUUUUUUUUUUCUUAUAGUGCCAUGUUUUCCCCAUUACCGAGGGAUUAUCUUUGCUUUUAUCCACUUCCUUAUCGUUUAACUUCCAUAUUUGUUACUUUUCCUUUUUUGUUUUUUUACUUCAUACCUGUGGGCAAAUGUGGACUGAGAAACGACAAAAGCUUGAUGAACAAACAUAUCAGCGCCUCUAAAGACUUCUCUUUUUUUUUUUUUUGGAUUUUUCUCCCCAAUUGCACCCGGCCAAUUACCCCACUCUUCCCGAGCCAUCCCGGUCGCUGCUCCACCCCCUCUGCUGAUCCGGGGGGGGGGGGCAGGGCUGCAGACUACCACAUGCCUCCUCUGAUAUACGUGGAGUCACCAGCCACUUCUUUUCACCUGACAGUGAGGAGUUUCACCAGGGGGACGUAACACGUGGGAGGAUCACGCUAUUCCCCCCAGUCCCCCCCCCCCGAUCAGGCGCAACGACCGACCAGAGGAGGCGCUAGUGCAGCGACCAGGACACAUACCCACAUCCGGCUUCCCACCCGCAGACACGGCCGGUUGUGUCUGUAGGGACACCCGACCGAGCCAGGGGUAAUGCGGGGAUUCGAACCGGCGAUCCCCGUGUUGGUAGGCAACGGAAUAGACCGCCACGCCACCGGGACGCCCCCUCUAAAGACCUUUUUGGAGCCUCUGUACACAUCUUCUUUAAACUCCAGGGUUUACAAGGCUCAGUGUUUUCGGUUUUUAUUUUUCAAAGCCAUCCAGCAUGCCGAAUUUCUCCACAAGAGGACACUGUUACAUAACCUCACACGAACAGGAACAACUUUUGGAUCCGUGGAAACGUAAAAUCCGGGUGAAAAUCGGGUUUAAAAAUCUGGGUAUUUUUCUGUGAAAAUCGGUAAAAACCGAAAAUGCUGAGCCUUGAGGGUUUAUGACAAAAGACUGCCGCCAUGAUGUCUGACAUCAAGUUUUGGCCUCCGGGGUCUGAGAGGGAGUGUAUCCUGAACACAGCGGCACACCAGCAGCACAUGGACACUUUGUGGUCAGAAAGUCAAGUCAAGUCCAUUUUAUUUGUACAGCCCAAUAUCACAAAUUACAAGUUUGCCUCAGGGGGCUUUACAGCAACACAACAUCCUGUCCCGAGACCCUCUCAUCAGAUAAGGAACAACUCCCUAAAAAAAAAACUUUAACAGGGAGGAAAAAUAGGAAGAAACCUCAGGGGGAGCACCAGAGGAGGGAGCUCUCUCCCGAGACGGACAACGUGCAAUGGAUGUUGUGUUCACGCAAUUUACACAAUACAACAUGAUCAGUCGCCCCUUUUUCACCCACACGGAGCCUGAGUGGGGCUCGUUCAGAGAAACGCAGAGGAAAGGAGGAAACAACCAGGGAGUAGCGUUCUGUCGUGCACGCCGUCACCCAUAUCAUCUCAGCCCGGGUCUUUACUUUUAGAGCUUCAGAAAAUCAAAUCCUGUUUUAUUUUUUCUCUUAUCUCAUAAUGCUGGUAUCUGUCUACGUUUACUUUUUAACAUUUGACUUCUCUUCAUCAACUGUUGAGAUUAUAAGGGCACCGCGUUGCUGUAGACGUCCUACCUGUGUAGCCUGCUAACAUAUCUAGUCUUUAAUCCAAAACACUUAAAGUCGUUGUUUUUUUUACACGAAAGCCAAACUGACAAAUCACCUCUGUUGGUGUGAAGGUGCAGAAAGCUUGGUUUAGCUGUGGGGUAAAUGUCUGGUGUCGCGUCUCCGUACUUGUUAAAGGUAUUUGGCGUUCAGUGUGUGAGGAGCAGCGGAGUGUCGUCUGCGUGGUGUCGGAGAGGCUUUAUCGGCUCUAACUGUGGCUCAGCCCUGUAACAUUACGAUAAAGAGGGUCCGCGGUGGUGUAGCGGUCUAAGCAUCGGCUUUGUGUCGAUGCAGUUGCCCACUGGGGACCGGGGUUCGCGCCCCGGUCUCGUCAGAUCCGACUAUGGCCGGACUCGAUGAAGCAGCAAUAAUUGGCAACGCUGUCUUCGGGAGGGGGUUGGAGUCGGCUUGUGUUGGUCACAUGAAUGCGUCUCUGGGUGUGUCGGAGAAAGCAGUGGUUCGGCCCGGAGUCGCCUCGCCACUUUCGUGACAAGGCGACUCCUUCGAGACUGCAGGCCGGAGAGAUGCGGUUGGCGAACGCGUACAGCACGAGGGUGGGUGUUUGAAUUAAAAUAGGGAUCGACUGGCCACUAAAUUGGGGGGAAAAUCAGAAAUAAAUUUAUAUUAAAAAAAAAGAAGAUAAAAAUAGGAAUUGAUUGUUUUUGUGUACAUUCAGAGAUAUAUGUGUAUAUAUUUUUGAUUUGCAAGUUGUAUCUGUUCAGCGUGUAUUAAGACAGGUUCUUUAGCUGUGGUGGUUUGAAUCAUGAGAUUUUAUUUUUUUCUCUCUAUAUACUGUGUCCAGAGAUAUUUAUUUCCAUCUUCAGUGGGCCACCUUCCAAAUGCCCACCUUUAUACAAACGGUAUUUGCACAGAAUUGGAUAAUCUUUUGUUUUACUAGUCGUCUUGCUAGAUUAACACCACCCACCUGAGAUGCCCAGCAGGUUCAAACAACAAGUUAUUUGCAAACACUUGUUUGACCCAAAUAUGUGUCUUAGCUCAGUCUACAGUAAAAUGCAAAUCAUCCAUUUAGGUUUUUACUUUCCAACAGGCCUCAGAGCAAGGUGUAAAUAUGAUGGCUAAUGUAAAAUAAAGGUGGUUUCUUUUCAGUUAAA